Molecule: messenger RNA, 1950 nt
Organism: Sciurus carolinensis (gray squirrel)
Lineage: Eukaryota; Metazoa; Chordata; Mammalia; Rodentia; Sciuridae
Gene: Hoxa10
Product: homeobox A10
Exons: 2
Coding region: 1-1257 (418 amino acids)
Biological process (GO): regulation of transcription by RNA polymerase II
Cellular component (GO): nucleus
Molecular function (GO): RNA polymerase II cis-regulatory region sequence-specific DNA binding; DNA-binding transcription factor activity, RNA polymerase II-specific
Source: RefSeq, a predicted model, not a curated record
AUGUCAGCCAGAAAGGGCUAUCUGCUCCCUUCGCCAAAUUAUCCCACAACAAUGUCAUGCUCGGAGAGCCCCGCCGCGAACUCUUUUUUGGUGGACUCGCUCAUCAGCUCGGGCAGAGGCGAAGCGGGAGGUGGUGGCGGUGGCGCUGGGGGCGGCGGCGGCAGUGGUUACUACGCCCACGGCGGGGUCUACCUGCCGCCCGCUACCGACCUGCCCUACGGGUUGCAGAGCUGCGGGCUCUUCCCCGCACUGGGCGGCAAGCGCAAUGAGCCGGCUUCGCCUGGCGGUGGUGGCGGUAGUGGGGGCCUGGGCCCCGGAGCGCACGGUUAUGCGCCGGCGCCCAUAGACCUGUGGCUAGACGCACCCCGGUCCUGCCGUAUGGAGCCGCCUGAGGGGCCGCCGUCGCAGCAGCAGCAGCCGCCUCAGCAACAGCAGCCGCCCCCGCCACAACCACCCCAGGCCCCACCACAGGCCACCUCGUGCUCUUUCGCCCAGAACAUCAAAGAAGAGAGUUCCUACUGCCUCUACGACUCGGCGGACAAAUGCCCCAAAAGCUCGGCGGCCGCCACCGAUCUGGCCCCCUUCCCGCGGGGCCCGCCACCCGACGGCUGCGCCCUGGGAGCCUCCAGCGGAGUGCCAGUGCCCGGCUACUUCCGCCUCUCUCAGGCCUACGGCACGGCCAAGGGCUUCGGCAGCGGCGGCAGCGGCAGCGGCGGCGUGCAGCAGCUCGGCGGCAGCCCAUUCCCCGCGCAGCCCCCGGGGCGCGGCUUCGACCCGCCACCGGCACUCGCCUCUGGCUCUGCGGAUGCCGCCCGGAAGGAGCGAGCCCUAGAUUCUCCGCCGCCCCCAACGCUGGUUUGCGGCGGCGGCGGUGGGGGCUCGCAGGGCGACGAGGAGGCGCACGCGUCAUCCUCGGCGGCGGAGGAGCUCUCCCCGGCCCCUUCCGAGAGCAGCAAAGCCUCGCCAGAGAAGGACUCCCUGGGCAAUUCCAAAGGCGAAAACGCAGCCAACUGGCUCACUGCAAAGAGCGGCCGGAAGAAGCGCUGCCCGUACACCAAGCACCAGACGCUGGAGCUGGAGAAGGAGUUUCUCUUCAACAUGUACCUUACUCGAGAGCGGCGCCUAGAGAUCAGCCGCAGCGUCCACCUCACGGACAGACAAGUGAAAAUCUGGUUUCAGAACCGCAGGAUGAAACUGAAGAAAAUGAACCGAGAAAAUCGGAUCCGGGAGCUCACAGCCAACUUUAAUUUUUCCUGAUGAAGCUCCAGGCGACGCCGUUUUGUUCGCUUCCAGAGCGCCCGUCCCCUCCCUCUGUCUUCAGCCUCCUCCCCAGAACUCGCACCUGUGCCGGAGCCCCAUUCUUCCCUCCCACACACGCCAUCUCCAGGGCCGUUACAUCUGUGCAGGGCUGGUUUGUUCUGACUUUUUGUUUCUUUGUUUGCUUGGUGCUGGUUUACUUGUUUUCUGGGGGAAAAAGCCAUAUCGCGCUAAAUUCUAUCGAGAUAGAUAUUGUCCUAAGUGUCAAGUCCUGACUGGGCUUGGUUUGCUGUCUAGGGGUCUCAAUGCUUGAAAUAGCCCCUAUCCUCCUUCCAGCUGGUUUCCUGCCCACCUCGGACAAACCUAGCCAGAAGACCGAGGUCCCAUUGUCGGCGCUGAGGUGUCUGGCCUGAGGUCAAUGGUGCAAGGAGCCGCCACUGGCUACCCUGCCUGGAGUGCUGGGCUGUGUUUAAUCAGGGGAUACAGGCCCCUGAGUUUCUCUUUUCUUCUUCCUUUCUUCCUUGGCCAAGAGAAGGGCAUACAGGCAUAGACAUGCAGGUUGGCAAUAGGGCUUGGCUUUGGCUGAUUGAAAAAGCAGAAAGAGAAUGAUUAAUUUUUCCUUCCUCUGUAAGAUAUCCCAACUUUAAAAGAAAAAAAAAAAAAAAAAAAAAAAGAAUGACCAAGAGAAGGAAA